Messenger RNA from Pleuronectes platessa (European plaice), 1314 nucleotides. Its product is annotated as protocadherin beta-16. The transcript has 4 exons. Bases 130 to 1314 code for a protein of 394 amino acids. The record is from RefSeq and is a predicted model, not a curated record. Gene Ontology annotation, biological process: homophilic cell-cell adhesion. Gene Ontology annotation, cellular component: membrane. Gene Ontology annotation, molecular function: calcium ion binding. Lineage: Eukaryota; Metazoa; Chordata; Actinopteri; Pleuronectiformes; Pleuronectidae.
CGUCUCCUACGAACUGGAGUUCUUACACGUUUGAUUUCGAUUCAAACGCUAAUAGAAAUCAGUCUGUAAUAUUUGCGAUUUUCUCAUUGAGUUGAAAUCUGCUUUGUUUUGCUCAGACGUCCUUUUCACAUGGCAUUUAUAGAACAUCAUCGAGAGGGAGGACUAAAAUGGCGAUUACGAGGGGCGGUUUAUGUAUUUAUGUUGCAGCUUAUUUUUCUUCUUCAAACGGAGGGACAGAUCCGAUAUUCGAUCCCAGAGGAGAUGAAGAAAGGGUCCCUUGUUGGUAACAUCGCACAAGACCUGGGUUUGGAUUUAAAAAGGCUUCGUUCUGGUCGGGCCCGCAUCGUGACCGGAGAGAGCAUCCAGUACACCGAGCUGAAGACAGACAAAGGGACCUUGGUCGUGAAUGAGCGAAUAGACCGAGAGCAGCUUUGUGGUGACGUGACACCGUGUAGCUUUACCUUUGAGAUUUUACUGGAAAGCCCCAUGGAGCUGCACCCUGUGACCAUAGAGAUUCAAGACCAGAACGACAACCACCCUCAGGUUCUGUACCCAGUCCAGACUGGUGGCUCUCUGGUGGCAGAACUGGUGCCUCGUUCAGCGGAUGUGGGCUAUCUGGUCACUAAAGUGGUGGCUGUGGAUAUGGACUCUGGACAGAAUGCCUGGCUCUCCUAUAAACUGCAGAAAGCCACAGACAGGGCGUUGUUUGAAGUGGGCUCACAGAAUGGAGAAAUAAGAACUAUCCGUCAAGUCACUGAUAAAGACGCAGUGAAACAAAGACUGAGUGUUAUAGUGGAGGACAACGGGCAGCCCUCUCGUUCAGCUACAGUCGUUGUUAACGUGGCGGUGGCGGACAGCUUCCCGGAAGUGCUGUCGGAGUUCACUGACUUUACGCACGACAAGGAGUACAACGACAACCUGACUUUUUACUUAGUGCUGGCUCUGGCUGUAGUUUCCUUCCUCUUCAUCACGUGUGUAGUGGUUAUUAUCUCAGUGAAAAUCUACAGAUGGAGACAGUCUCGCGUCCUGUAUCACUCCAAUCUCCCUGUGAUUCCAUAUUAUCCACCACGUUACUCAGACACUUUGGGGACAGGGACUCUCCAGCACGUGUACAAUUACGAGGUGUGCAGGACGACUGACUCCAGAAAGAGUGACUCUAAAUUCGGCGGAGCUGGUAGUCAGAACGUGCUGAUAAUGGACCCCAGUGCUACAGGGACGAUGCAGCGGAUACAGAAUGAAAAGAGCAUCCUGGAUGAACCAGACUCUCCUCUAGAGAACCAUGGACAGCACGACACUGUCCAUGACCCGAUAUAA